UCAGAAGUAGUCAGUCAAUAGUUGUUCAUGCGCUCUCCUCUGUUUAGUGUCCUGGAGACGGACGUCAAUUCUGUUUCUCUCAAUUCACGCACUCAGCGUCGUACUUCCUUUUUCGGUUCUUCACUAACGUGUAUAAUAUGCGACAGGGAAGUGUGAGGUUAUGAAUUCCAGGUGUGUGAGGUAAAAAGAGUAGCCAGUCAGCAGGUCCCCGUAGUGCUCAACAAUGGGUGUGAGUUAUCGAAGGUGGAAAUACAGGACAUUGCUACCCUCACUCUCUCAUACGAUUUUCGAGACGCGAGUAAAGUGGGUGAGUGCAGUGUUGGUGGUGGGUGUUGUUGCAACUCUGCUCCUCCUGUACCUUUUCUGGUUCUCCAUCACCUACGAUGAUUCAUGGGCACUAACGAAAUGGGAUGAACUUGAUGCGAGCAUGUUGGAGGUAAACUUCACUCAGGACGAUAACAGCCAAAAAGUUACCAGCAUCCCGUUACCAUGUGCUGGAUCUCACGACUUUAAUGUGUCUGGUGACUCUGAGGUGACGCGGCGGUUGGUAGAGACCAACUUGAGGGACGCUUGGUUCUUCUUCUCCAACCAUAUGAAAGAUCUGCAGUCGAGGAACUGGAAAAUGAACCAGUUUGAUUUUGAAGCCAUCAUGAAGGAAGGCGCCGAACGCAUGAAAGUGCUUCAGUCCGACGUGUGGCUGCUGAGUCAGUUGAACGGGGAGGCCAGCAGGAGAGAGCAAGAGGCCAGGGAGCUGAGUGUUCUGGUACAGAACCGACUACAUCGUCUGCAGAAUCCAAAGGACUGUGCCACAGCAAAGAAAUUACUUUGUAAACUGAACAGGGAUUGCGGUCUGGGUUGCGAAAUUCAUCACGUUCUCUAUUGCUUCAUGACAGCCUAUGGCACCCACCGAACUUUAAUCCUCAAAUCUGAUGACUGGAAUUACUCCUCCAGAGGCUGGGAGGAGAUUUUCCUCCCUUUAAGCAACACAUGCACGACUAUCUCCAAUGAUACAGUUGUCAAGUGGCCUGGAAACAAAGACACACAGAUAGUGGAGUUUCCAAUGCCCGAAGAACCAGAACCAAAACCACAACACAUGCCUCUGGCCAUCCCGAGGGACAUCUCUGAGAGACUGAUACAUCUACAUGGUAACCCAGGCGCUUGGUGGCUCGGCCAGUUCCUCAAGUACAUGUUCCGUCUUCAGCCGUAUAUGCAACAUAGUAUGAACAAAAGAGAACAAGCAUUGAAUUUCCAGCAUCCCAUUGUUGGCGUUCACGUGAGACGAACUGAUAAAAUAAAUGAAGCACAGUAUUACCAACUGGAGGAGUACAUGGAGCAGGUCGAGGAAUACUUCGCUGGUCUCCAAGUGUUCAACCCUAACGUGACCCGCAGGAUCUACCUGGCCUCGGACGAGCCUCGAGUCUUCGAGGAGGCAAAGAAAAAAUACCCAGAGUACGAGAUUCUGUACAAUACAAAGAGCAUCGAAGUGGUAAGAUAUGCCAAGCGGUUCACACUAGCUUCGCUGAGAGACCUCGUAGUGGACAUCUACUUCUUGUCUCGCACCGAUUACAUCGUUGUAACUUUAUCCUCCAAUAUAGGAAGGCUGGCGUACGAGAUCAUGCAGAGCCUGGCUGUCGACGCCUCUAGCUGCUUCUACUCCCUGGACACCACCUACUACUUCCACUUCCAGCGCCCCAGCUACGUGAGGACCCGUUUCUUCCAUCAGCCUGACAGGGAGACGACCAUACAUCGAGGAGAAAAACUGCAGAUGCGUUCCUGGUACAGCGACUUCCGCAAGGGUCUCAGCGCUCCCUUGGGAGAAAAGGCAGUGGAGCUGCCUUACUACAAGCUGGAGCCUAUAGUCGAUAUUAUCAAUGUGCCAUCCUACUCUUAUCUGGAUAACCAGCCGGAGGUGGAGUAAUCUCCAGGAGCUCCUGCUUACCAUCACAUGGCUCUCCAACAUGUCCUCAACACAAUUUCUCCAACAUCCGUCCACUAAUGUCCUUCCUCCAGCACCUGUACUCUACUGCCUGCCCUUCACCACCUGAUCCCCCCAACACAUGUCCUCCAACACCUGUCCUCCAACACCUCCAUCUGCAUUGAUAAUUAUGAUUUUAAAUGUACGGUAUAUGUACGGUAUAUAUGACCUGACCUAAUGUGACCUGCGUGUGUCAUGCUUCACCAUAUCUGUUAACGUAUUCUCAUGGGUAAACAGCUACCUGUGCCGUGGAAUUUCUAUUUAAUAUGAAAAUAAGCAAGUUGGAUGUAUGUGUGUGUGUGUGUGUGUGUGUGUGUGUGUGUGUGUGUGGUGUGUGUGUGUGUGUGUGUGUGUGUGUGUGUGUGUGUGUGUUAGGGCUACCUUCUACUUGCAGUCCACCUGAAGGGCAUUCCGGGAAUCAGCGCCCCCGCGGCUCGGUCCAUGACCAGGACUCCCUGUGGAUCAGAGCCUGAUCAACGAGGCUGUUACUGCUGGCCGCACGUAGUCCAACGUACUAACUACAGCCCGGCUGAUCCGGCACUGACUUUAGUUAUCUGUCCAGCUCCCUCUUGAAGACAACCAGGGGCCUAUUGGUAAUUUUCCUUACGGCUGGUGGGAGGCUACUGAACAGUCUUGAGCCCCGGACACUUAUUGGAGCUGCUUAGUGUACCACUGGCGCCCCUACUUUUCACUGGGGGUAUGUUGCAUGUUGCCAAGUCUUUUGCUUUCGUAGGGAGUGAGUUCUUUGUGCAGAUUAGGGACCAGUCACUCCAGGAUCUUCCAGUGAGUACAAAUCAAGUGCUUCCAGACGUUCCCAGUAGUUCAGGUGUUUGAUGGAACUUAUAUAUGCAGUAAAUGGGGAUGUUAAUGUACAGCAGUAUUCCAGCCUAGAGAGAACAAAUGAUUUAAAAAGGAUCAUCAUUGGCUUGGCAUCUCUUGUCCUGAAUGUUCUCAUUAUCCAUCCUAUCAGUUUCCUCGCAGAUGUGAUAGUGGCAUUGUUGUGAUCCUAGAAGGUGAGAUCUUCGGACAUUACCACACCCAGGUCCUUCACAAUACUUUUCCGCUCUGUUGUGUGAUUAGAGUUUGUAGUAUACUCAGUCCUAGCUAUUAUUUCUUCCAGUUUUCCAUUGCGGAGUAGUUGGAAUUUGUCUUCAUUGAACAUCAUAUUCUUCUCCGUUGCCCAUUAGAAAACUUUGUUUAUAUCUUCUUGGAGAUUUGCCGUGUCCUCGAUGGAUGACUCUCAUGCAGAUCCUAGUAUCGUCUGCGAAGGAUGAUACGGUGCUAUGGUUUACAUCUCUGUCUAUGUCUGAUGUGAGGAUGAGGAACAGGAUAGUGGCGAGUAGAACUCUGUGUUCGACUGGUUAGAAAGUUGAAGAUCCAUCUGCCUACUUUGUCAGUUAUCCCAUUAGCACGCAUUUUGUGUGCUAUUACACCAUGAUCGCACUUGUCAAAGGCUUUUGCAAAGUCUGUAUAUACUACAUCUGCAUUCUGUUUGUUUUCCAGUGCAUCCAAGACCAUAUCAUAUUGGUCCAGCAGUUGCGAGAGGCAGGAGCGACCUGCUCUGAACCCAUGUUGCCCUGGAUUUUGCAUUUUUUGGGAGUCCGCGUGGUUUGCAAUUCUGCCUCUUAGAACUCUUUCAAGGAUUUUUAUGAUGUGGGAUGUUAGAUAUUGGUCUACAGUUCUUAGCUAUUGCUUUGCUGCCACCUUUAUGGAAUGGGGCUAUAUUCGUUGUUUUUAGUUACUGUGGAAUCUCGUCUGUGUCUAUGCUCUUUCUCCAUAGGAUACGUAGGGCCAGUGAGAGGGGUUUCUUAAUGAGCACAAAGUUCCAUGAGUCUGGGUCUUGGGCUGAGUGCAUGGGCAUGUUGUCGAUGGCUUUCUCAUAGUCUAGUGGAGUUAGGGUUAUGCCAGAAAUUUGGCAUACGUUGACAGGGUUUUGAGGUUCAUGAAAAAAUUGUUUGGAUUAUCUAUCUUUAGACCGAUUAGUGGCUAGCCGAACACAGAGUCAUAUUUAGAUUUCAGUAUCUCACUCAUUUCUUUAUUGUCAUCUGUGUAGGAUCCGUCUUGUCUGAGCAGGGACCCUUUACUAGAUGUGGUUUUUGCCUUGUUUUUGGCAUAUAAAAAGAAAUAUUUCGAAUUUCUUUCAAUUUCACUAAACGCUUUUAGCUCCUCUUUUCUCUCCUGGAUGCUGUAUAAGUCCUUUAACUUAAGCUCAAAAUUUUCCACUUCCCUGGUUAGCGCUUCCUUCCGUGUUUCGGAUAAUCUGGCAUUCUUGAAGAGCUCAGUGAUACUUCGCCUUCUCCUGUAAAGGGAGCGUCUCUCCAGUUUACUUCUCUUAUUUUUUCUUAGGGGAAUAUUCCUUGAACAUACUUCAGAUACCCGAAAGUAGAUAUUUUCAAGGCACUGGCUAGGGUCCAUGAAGUUGAAUUUGGUAAAGGAACCCUCAUAGCUGUAUGCAUUUUGCUGAUAAGGACUCCUGUGCAUGUAAGUCGGGACUUCGAUUAAAAUGUGAUCAGAAUUAGUUGUUUUUUAUAUUAUGUUUCUUACCAGGUCCUCAUUACUUGUGAAAAUAAGGUCUAGCGUGUUCUCCAGUUAUGUUCUUCAGUCAUGUAUGUGUGAGACUUUUCAUCUGAGCUGCUUCUAGGGAUUAUUUCUGCUACAACAUUAUUUGCUACAUUCUUCCAUUUUGUAUGUCUUUGAUUGAAGUCACCAAGCAGCAAGAUGUUUGGGGAUGGGGUUGGAAAGUUUUCCAGACAGUAAUCAGUUUUCGAUAGCUGUUCCUUGAACUGUUGGGAAGUUGCAUCUGGUGGCUUAUAUACAAGCACAAUGACUAAGUUUUGGUUCUCGAUUUUUAUUGUUAGAACUUCAAUGACAUUUGUGGUGUUUAGUAUCUCCGUGCGAAUGAGCGACUCUUUGACAUACUGGUCAACUCCCCCUUGUAGCCUGUUCUUUCUGUCGCAUCUGAAAAGGUUGUAUCCAUAUUUCACUGCCAAAGUAAUCUUUUGCGUGGGUCUCUGUGAAGGCUGCAUACAUUGAAUUUGACUCCCCUAGAAGUCCCCUGAUUUAUAUUUGCUAUACAAGGCCUUAAGGCUCUGUAUAUUAGCAAAUAUAAAUGAGGUGUUGCAUGUUUGUUGGGGGGAUUUUGCUGUUGGUAUCAGUAGUUGUGAGUCUGGAGAGACCACUGUCUGUGCCUCCAGUCCAACAAGGCUCCAAGGUGGUGAACUUUUUUGGUUUUCUUUCCAUUUUCUUUCUUCGUUUCCUACCACUAAAAAAUCACUUGGAGUGGAGUUGUAACUACUGUAACUAUUAUGAUUUGUUUUACGGGGUGUGUACCUCCUGGUCCUUUUGAAGUUGUAUGCGGGGAAGAUGGUGUUGUAACAUUGUUUUUUAAGGACUGAAGAGUGGUACAUCUCAGGGUGGAAGAAUUUGCAAGAGGUAGAACGACACACUCCUUUAGACAGGAGGUCGCGGCAUAUUUUGGGAUGCUCAAAGCUGCAUGUCCCAUUUGUUUUCCCCGAUAUUCCAUGCUUACAGAUGCCCCAAGCAUAGAAUUUGCAUCAUUUUGCUUUUGGCUGGAUACAAUUCGUACUGGAUGUAUUCCCAGUCUGUGCAGAACCUAGAACUGGACUACAGUCCUCCGUAGCCAAGCCAGAAACGCCACCAUUUGUUUUCAGGGGCCAACAUUUUUCCCGGAAGAGGACUUCUCUACUACAUCUGUACUAGGGGCUAUGGAGUGUUUAUGAUGGAUGAAUGCUUACGUAUUUUUAUUCAGUCGCUAAUUGCAUUAACAUACCCUACUUUAUUUUCCACAAUUUUCCAUUUACAUUUUAAUGAGAGUCGCUGAGAUAUAUUUUUAUAUUGUGUAAAGAGAUAUUAUAUACCAACAUGUCUGUUGUUUUGACAGUUUAUUGGGUACUGCUUGUCUAGCUUUCCAUGACGUAAAGAAAUCAUCGCGCCAUACAAGCUGACGAGGUCAGUGUAAGUUGCACAUAGUAUGAGUCUUGUAAAUGUCAGGGUAUUUUAUCCACAGUGGUAUGUUACAAAUCAUUCUUGUAACAUACCCUGACUUUCCUCGGUGUAAAUAAAGCAUUACCACUUUUUUUUUGCGUAUGACCUAAUUCUUGUCUGCUUAAAUAACUCAUAACGAUUGUGGAAAGAUAUUAACAUGUAAAUAGUUCAUUACCAAUAUAACUUGCUCACCUAUCAAAACCGACUGCCUACACUCUUCUGAACUUUAUGGUAUAUCAGUAUAUAUGUACGAAAUGUAUCAGUACAUUUGUAAGACGAGACAGCUAAGGGUUCGAAAUGCUCAUUUCUUUUAUGAAUAAGCAUUUAUAAAAUAAGCAUGGUCUUGCAUGCACAAGACUACACUGAGUGAAACUUCUUCCUUUCAGUUGUGCUUUGGACGUCGAUAGCCACAAAGGUUCCUCAAUGCUGAUGAGAGGCUCUUGAUCUAAGGAAUUUACACCUUUGAUCCAAUUCCGUGAAUCGAAUCUGAAUGCCUUGCAUUUACCAUGCGCUGUAUGACCCCCUAAGUGUUUAGCGCUCCUACCAUGAUUGUAAUAAUAAUUUAAGCAUGGAUCUAAGGCCGGCAACACUCACCAUUUUUAAAACGACUGUCGUCACUCGCAACAACUGCCACCAACUUACAAUUUAGUAAUUAGGUAUAUUAGCGUUUUCAAUUUCACCUUUUGAAAAAUAAUACUUUUUUUUAUCUUUUAAUUUGAACACUUUUGCACUCAGGGAAGUUUUUCUUUAUAUGUUUUACACCUAACGAUGAUAAUAAAAGUUUCUCAAAACGCUG
Messenger RNA from Cherax quadricarinatus, 6776 nucleotides. Its product is annotated as alpha-(1,6)-fucosyltransferase. Lineage: Eukaryota; Metazoa; Arthropoda; Malacostraca; Decapoda; Parastacidae. The record is from RefSeq and is a predicted model, not a curated record. Gene Ontology annotation, biological process: protein N-linked glycosylation. Gene Ontology annotation, molecular function: alpha-(1->6)-fucosyltransferase activity.